AUAACUUCGGCGCAUGCGCAAUUAUUGGGCCUCAUUCUGGACGCCAUAUUGAAGACGAGGUUGAACGAUUUCGAGAGCCACUGACCACUGUCAGUUACCACGAUGACCAAAGACGAUGGAGUGAGCUCUAGCUCUGAUGUUGUCGUGGUUGGAAUACCUGUUGUCAGCAGCGGCAACAUCGAUGGUAGCAUCAUUGACCUCCCUCUUACUGCUAUCUCAAAAGGGGAGAUAACUUCAGAGAUUGAUGUUGCUUCUGCGGGAUUUACUAAUUCUUUUCUUGGCACCUUGGCUAUGGUUUCAGAUGUGAGGACAGACAAUGCCACCCUUCAGAGUCUACUUGCUGCCCCGAUAACCACCCCCCAGAUACUGGCCAACCCAGACACCAUACAGAUCAUCACCGUGCCCACUGCUGCUGACCUCAUCACGACCUCACAGCCAGAUGGCGCUGGCAAAGUGUGGCAGGUCAUUCCAAACAUCAACAACCCUGAGAUCGCCACCAUCAUUGCCGUCAGUGAUCCUUCAGAGUUGCUCCAGCACAUGCAAGUUAAGCCUGAUACAACAGAUGGCAUGGGUCAGUUCGAUGCCCAGUUUGUGUCAGCUGCUGACUCUGCUGGGGUCACCUGCUCCACGGAUAACGUCCUCAUGCCCCCUCCCCAGCCACCACCCCAGGCCCUCCCACCAGACUGUCCCACCUGGGCGGCCAGGUUGAAGAACUGUGAGAAAAUUGGUGACUCCUAUCGAGGCUAUGUAGAGAGUGAGGUUGACCUUGAUCUUCUGCUGACCUUCCACAAGCAGCAGACGCAGAGUUUCUGGGGCACCCGCCAGUCCCCAAGUCCCGCUAAGCCGUCCACCCGCCUCAUGUGGAAGUCCCAGUAUGUGCCCUUCGAUGGCAUCCCAUUUGUUAAUGCAGGGAGUCGAGCAGUGGUGCAGGAGUGUCAGUAUGGACCGAGACGGAAGGGGAACCCCAAGAAGCAGCUGGACAUCCCCAUCAAGGGGGAAUACAGGCAGACAUGCCCUGCAAGAAUAUAUAUUAAGAAAGUGAGGAAGUUCCCAGAGUUUUAUGUGUCAACAACACUAGAUAAGAAAUCCUUAAAGAUUGCCAUGGACAAAGCAUUUCAAGACCUCAAAGACAGGGGUGUGGAUGGCUGGGGGCAAGAGAGAUACUAUGUCCAGCUCCCGACAGAGAAAGCUCAUGAGUUCCAUGAAGAUGUUCCCCAGCCCCCCAAGUUGAUGAUUACACCAGCCAAGUUAGAGUUUGAUGAGACUGACAGUGGCGACCAGAGGCUACACCCUCGGGUGGUGCAGAAAAUACGAGAGAUGGUCUCGGCAGGGGAGACCCGAGUCUAUGCCAUACGCAAGCAACUGAGAGUGUUUGUGGUGAAGGAGCUGUGCCAGGGGGGAGAAGCUCCUGAACGCCAUGAUCUCACUUUAUUCCCAACUGUCAACGAUCUCAAGAAUCACAUUCAUCAAGCUCUCAAAGACAUCGAAAAUGGUUCUCUCCCACUUACUGCUUCAACCGUGAAUGUUGAAAUAAUCACUAACCAGGACGGAACAUCCACAUCAUCACUGGAUCCUCACGGGGAGUUGCAGUCCUUUGACCCCUCUAUUCUGUCAGGGGUAGCACCUGGAGAAGAUGGGCCCAUGCCGGAGACUGUCACUGUCACUCUCACACAGAACCCUGGGGAAGAUGGCCACCAUAUCAUAUCUCGCAUCGAGACCCACCUGAGUGACGGCACAACACAAGUGAGCACCACCCUCACCCCGGAGACUGCCCAGCUCCUGUCCCGCCUACACCCAGGGAUGUUCCCAGCCGCAGCCUGCUACAGCUCUCACCCAUGCAGGGUCACAGCACUGGUCAGGAGAUGGGAUCCUCACAGGACAUCGUUGUCGGCAGUGCCAUGGGAGACGACACCGAACAGCAGUGUGAUGACAUGGAGGCAUCCCAGCAUGCCGAUGGUCUAGACGGGACAACCCCGCUACAAAUUGUUGACACUCAGAUCAUACAUAAUGAGAAUUGUGAUGAUGAAGGUGAAGAUGGAGACAUGGAGAGUGUUGACCCUUCACAACUGGAUCAGGCAAGCAUGAAUCAGAGCCACAUGCAUCAGGCACACCUCGAACAGGCACACCUCGACCAGGCAGACCUUGAUCAGGCACAGAUGGCUCAGGCACACCUGGAGCAGGCACACAUGAUAGCUGUGACCUCAAUGGAAGAUGAGCAAGGACUGGUGCAUCUGACUACAGCAAGCGCUCAUCCUAGUAUGUGACUAUAUGGCUGACAUCUUGGCAAUGUGUCUCAAGUGCUGUCGACGUAACUCACUUACCCUUCUUCAAUCUGUGUUGGAGGUGAACAUAUCCCUGCAUGUGUCCGCUUGGAGGAGACCUUAUAUUACUGUCCCACUAUGUGGGUGAGAUUGAUGUCCCACCGUGUGGCCGAGAUGUUGUAAAAAUGUUUCACUAUGUGGUCAAGAUAUCUUGUGUUUACUGGUAAGAUCGUGUCUUCAUCUUGACCAUGUGGCCAAAAUCAUGCCAUCAUCGCUCACUAUAUAUCUCACCAAGAUGUCAAAUAUCCAACACUGUGGCCAACAUCAUGCCAAUAUAUCUUACUAUCUCACAGAGUCUCUCUCAGAGACCAUGCCUUCAUCUCUCUUCAUCUCACCAAGAUGUCAACAUAUCUGACAGUGGGUGAAAUCAUGUGUUGAUCUCUCUAUCUCACUGAGGCUUCUGCAUACUUCACCCUGCGGCUGACUAUCGCUGUGUUUGCUCUGACUGCUGUGUAGGGCAGUUGAACUGACUAAAUAACUUCCAUCAUGGGAGUGUACAUAUCAUCUGGCAUGUAGCCUUGUUGUAGCACAGACAGGUGCUUGUUGUAACCAUACUGUAUACUACAGACACUUUCAGGGUUGGAGGUUAUCUUAAGGUAACUAUUUGGGGACUGUCAAGAAAGAUAAGUGGUGUUUCCAUGUCCACUUUUACUGUUAGAAUGAUGGUAGCUCUGUAGCAGAUUUUGGGGACUAGUGAGAAUACAUUUUCUUUUUCUAACCCAGGAAAUGUUUCUACAUGUGAUCCCCUUUCAACCUGGCUGUUGUAAUGUGAUAGUAAGUGAUCCUACUUGAUUAAUUAAUGCGUUCGAUUUCCAAAGCAAGACAUGAUGAUGAUGUUACACUUUUGCUGCAGUUGAUUUUAAGUCAGGCGUUCAUUGGCCAGAGUGAUCAAAUUGAAACAUGUAAAAGUGACCCUGACUAUUGGUAAAAAUUACAGAAAUAGUACACAAUUAUAGCAUGGUUUUAGUCCUAACAAUAAAUCCAGUAAGUUGAUUCUGGAAGCAGACUCAACAUGUUUGCAUGAUGUUCCCAUGACAAGAAAUCCCUUCCUGGCAUCCUGACUACAAACUUCAUCCAAACCAACAAUCGUCACUAGUUACCAUAGUUACUUUUGAUCCACGUCUCAUCCUGUCACUGCUGAUAGCUAUGCUGCUUCAUAAAGUAAUGACAUAUUUCUGAGAUCUUUUCAGUUUUCCUGUUCUCACCAUGAAGUGUUGCAGUAAUAACACAUAUAAAAAUGAUACAUAUUUAGUCCUGCAAUCUUGAAGUAUUGGGCUCUUUGAAGGGUAGAGUCCAUUAUUGCCUGAAGGUUUUUUAUUUUUACACUAUACACCUGAAAAAAGGUCAAGCACUGCUUGUCUAUUUCCCAUCUAAAAUGUGGUCAAAUUGUAAUCAUGCAUUAAUUUUCUGGUGAGGAACUUUGUUUUCUGUUUACAAAGUGACUUCAUUUUGAUUGUAUAGUGAAAAGAUUUCAUGGUAACAUUUAUUGAACUAAUCUUUCUUUCUUCCAUAUGUUCUCUAUGUGAUAUGACUCAGUACUUGUGAUCAUGUGGAUGUGGAUACAAUGUUCUUGUAAUGUUUCAGGUAUUGCUGAUGUUAUAGACUUUUAAAUAUAAGAUCCUUUUCGAUGUAGCAGUUUCAAGAAGAUAAGGGAAAGUUAAGGGUUAAAGGGAUUGUGCUUAAUUUUCCCAGAGUAGAAGCAUUAUCACCUGAUGGGUUGUUCCUGCCUUGGCAAGUAAAUGAAUCAUUAUGGCCAACUGUGCAGUCCUCGGUGGGUGAAGCAUCCAUGUUGUUUGGAUGUGAAACCCCCAAUCUUUUACUCUGAUCUGAGGACACCUCCUUAGGUCAGGUGAUCCAUGAACGACAAACCUAGUGGAUAGAUGCAUAGAUUCUGGAGCCAAACUGUCGGCUUUCUGUAAUGAUUUUACAUCAUUUCUUUACCAUCUCUCUGUGGAUAUUUUGUUGACAAGUGACACAGAUCACUUCUAUGCUCUCAUUUCUUGGAGAUCCAGAACAAAUGUGUAAAUCAGCAAAACUGUUUUUAAUAUAUCUAACAAUAUUUAUUCAUUUAUGAAAUCUGUAACUUAAAGCUUAGUUGCAGUGGGGUUUCAAACACAUGGAAAUCAUGAAAUAUCAAUGAACAGUCUCUACUUGUCAACACAGAAUUGUUCUUGUGUAUUCAGUUAGACAUUACUGACGGAUCUGACCAGACGUAGUGCAUGUUGAUAUGUGAGGUGGGGAAGGUGGGGUAGCCUAGUGGUUAAAGCGUUCGCUCGUCAAGCCGAAGACCGGGUUCGAUUCCCCACAUGGGUACAAUGUGUGAAGCCCAUUUCUGGUGUCCCCCUGCUGGAAUAUUGCUAAAAGUGGCGUAAAACUAUACUCACUCACUAAUAUGUGAGGUCAAAUAUUGGGUCCGAAAGCAUGUGUAGGUGUAUUUGCGGAUGUGAUGCUUGUUACAUGAUAUGUUGUCUCUCCCAUGAGACAGCUAGUCGUGGGUUACAUUACUGUUCUAUCUGUGAUCUUGUGUUACAUGUAUUGUGUAAGUAUAUUGUUAUUUAAGUUUCUUGGUCAUGAUGUCUUGAUCAUGUUGAUGAACUUCUUUGAGGGACUUUUUAGAAGAUAAGGGUGUAAGGGUAGGUUCCUUUCUCACAAAGAAUUUAUGAAAUUCUACUCACUAUGUCUACGUACUGGAAUAUAUCUCUGUCAUGAUAAAUACACUAACUUGUCUGGUAGCAUAGCUUCACCUUAAGCUACAUUUGAAUAUGAUUCUUAAUAUUGCCUCUCAAUGAAAUUACAUUUAUGAGGUAAGGUAAUUCUGUACUAAGAGAGACAAAUUAGUCCCAAGUAUUAUUAUGGAGUGUGUAAUCGCAGUCUAGGAACAUGAAGUGUAUCAAACAGAGUACUUCAGGAAAUCCUGUACAGGAUCUGUGUAGAAUCCAUCUAACAGUUCACUUCUCUUCAGUGAUUUAUAUGUCAUGACCAAGAAAUGUAUAAUAUUGCCUUAUUUAUAUGGUAUUGAAUUCAUUUUGUUGUACAAAUAUCUCCAUAUAUGACCCAGGCAUUGGUGCAUUGCCCUGGACAUGUGUUUGCUCAUUGUUAUUUAUUUUCUGUAUAUAUAAUAGGAUCUCAUUUGCAUAUCAUGUAAAAAAUGUACAUAAUACGAUUGACAGCAUGAGUUGUGCAAUGUAUUUCAGUUGUUUGGCAGAGACAUAAAACAGUGUUCCUGAUUUUUCUUGAGGACUGCACAAUAUUUGGAGAUUUCUUCCCGAUGAACGAGUUAAUAGUGCUUAUGGAGAAAAUGUCUGUUUAUGUCAGACCUGAUCAAGAAAAAUGUUUCAAAUUCAGGAUGGACACUGUGGUGUUGUUUUUGGUAGGGAAAUCUCAUGAUACCCCAAUAUUUGAUGGCUAAUUUUGUGUAAAUGUCAUUCACAUUCUUUAACAAAACAGGCUUUUCUUUGUUUAAAAUGCACAGUAAGUUGGAACAGUUGCAGAACAGAGCUGAAGAGACAUGGCUUUGACAUAGCUGCAAAUAUUCUGUCAACAAAUUCAACAAAUAAAAUAAGUGUUUAAAAA
Haliotis rubra (blacklip abalone) is the source of this 5894-nucleotide messenger RNA. Its product is annotated as calcium-responsive transcription factor-like. NCBI's taxonomy places the organism in Eukaryota, Metazoa, Mollusca, Gastropoda, Lepetellida, Haliotidae. Gene Ontology annotation, molecular function: RNA polymerase II cis-regulatory region sequence-specific DNA binding; DNA-binding transcription factor activity, RNA polymerase II-specific. Gene Ontology annotation, biological process: regulation of transcription by RNA polymerase II. The record is from RefSeq and is a predicted model, not a curated record. Gene Ontology annotation, cellular component: nucleus.